Molecule: messenger RNA, 2617 nt
Organism: Neofelis nebulosa (Clouded leopard)
Lineage: Eukaryota; Metazoa; Chordata; Mammalia; Carnivora; Felidae
Gene: TRIM56
Product: tripartite motif containing 56
Exons: 3
Coding region: 284-2596 (770 amino acids)
Biological process (GO): positive regulation of DNA-templated transcription; innate immune response
Cellular component (GO): chromatin; nucleoplasm
Molecular function (GO): zinc ion binding; ubiquitin-protein transferase activity
Source: RefSeq, a predicted model, not a curated record
GGUGUCCCGGGCUGGGGACGGAAGUUGCAGAAGUACCAUUACUUUCAGUUUUGUUUCUCUUUCAGGCACCCGGCCCCAGCGGCUUCCAGGCCCCGGGCCCCCCACGCCCCGUCCCGGAGCCCAAGGUCAGCUCAGACCUGGGCACUAGGCACAAGGUACAAGGCAGGAAGCAUUUACUUUUUUGCAUUUGCUGAAUGUAUGCCCGGAGAGGGGCGGCUCCCUAGCUCAAGAGCAAGCGGCCACAGGCCCUGGAAGACCAGAAGGACGUUCCUGGCCAUUCAGCAUGGUUUCCCAGGGAUCCUCACCCUCCCUACUGGAAGCCCUGAGCAGCGACUUCCUGGCCUGUAAAAUAUGCCUGGAGCAGCUUCGGGCACCCAAAACGUUGCCCUGCCUGCACACCUACUGCCAGGACUGCCUGGCCCAGCUGGCCGAGGGAGGCCACCUCCGAUGCCCUGAGUGCCGAGAGACCGUGCCUGUGCCACCGGCGGGCGUGGCCGCCUUCAAGACCAACUUCUUUGUCAACGGGCUCCUGGAUUUGGUGAGGGCCCGGGCUGGCGGAGACCUGCGUGCGGGGAAGCCAGCCUGCGCGCUGUGUCCCCUGAUGGGGGGGGCCGGCACGGGGGGGCCGGCCACUGCCCGGUGCCUGGACUGCGCGGACGACCUGUGCCAGGCCUGCGCUGACGGGCACCGCUGCACUCGGCAGACCCACACCCACCGGGUGGUGGACCUGGUGGGCUACCGGGCAGGCUGGUACGACGAGGAGGCCCGGGAGCGCCAGGCGGCCCAGUGCCCUCAGCACCCGGGAGAGGCCCUGCGCUUCCUGUGCCAGCCCUGCUCCCAGCUGCUGUGCCGCGAGUGCCGCCUGGACCCCCACCUGGACCAUCCCUGCCUGCCCCUGGCCGAGGCUGUGCGCGCCCGCAGGCCAGGCCUGGAGGAGCUUUUGGCAGGCGUGGACAGCAACCUGGCGGAGCUUGAGGCCGCCCGGAUGACGGAAAAGGAAGCUUUGGCCCGGCUGCGGGAACAGGCAGCUAGGGUGGGAAUGCAGGUGGAGGAAGUGGCCGAGGGGGUCCUCCGGGCCCUACUAGCCCAGAAGCAGGAGGUGCUGGGGCAGCUACGGGCCCACGUAGAGGCUGCUGAGGAGGCUGCUCGGGAGAGACUGGAGGAGCUGGAGGGCCGGGAGCAGGUGGCCAGGGCGGCGGCCGCCUUUGCCCGUCGGGUGCUCAGCUUGGGUCGCGAGGCCGAGAUACUUUCUCUGGAAGGGGCGAUUGCCCAGAGGCUCCGGCAGCUGCAGGGCUGUCCCUGGAUGCCAGGGCCAGCCCCCUGCCUGCUGCCCCAGCUGGAGUUCCAUCCUGGGCUCCUGGACAAGAACUGCCGCCUGCUAGGGCUCUCCUUUGAGGAACAGCCCCAGAAGGACGGUGGGCAAGAAGGAGCUGGAAGCCAGGGAGGUGAUGAAACUUCGAGCCAGAGAGAGGACGGAGCCAAGUCAGAGAGACACGGUGGAAUCCAGCCCCAGAGUAGGGCUGGAGCUUGCACCCCAAAGGAGAACAGAGCCCAGACACCCCAGGAGGAUGGAGCCCAGACCCCAAAGGAGGACAGAGCCAAGACACCCCAGGAAGACGGAGCCCAGACUCCAAAAGAGGGCAGAGCCCAGACACCCCUAGAAGAUGAAGGAGCCCAGACCCCGAGGGGUGGCAGAUCCAACAAGAAGAGGAAGUUCAAAGGCAGGCUCAAGUCAGUUUCCCGGGAGCCCAGCCCAGUGCCUGGGCUGAACCUGGAGGGCUCUGGCCUCCUCCCCAGGCCCAUUUUCUCCUGCAGCUUCCCCACGCGGAUGCCAGGAGACAAGCGGUCUCCCCGCAUCACAGGGCUCUGUCCCUUUGGCCCCCGGGAGAUCCUGGUGGCGGAUGAGCAGAAUAGGGCGUUGAAGCGCUUCUCCCUCAAUGGCGACUACAAGGGCGCAGUGCCCGUCCCCGAGGGCUGCUCCCCAUGUAGCGUGGCUGCCCUGCAGGGAGCAGUGGCCUUCUCGGCCGGCGCGAGGCUCUACCUCAUCAGCCCUGAUGGUGAGGUGCAGUGGCGCCGGGCCCUGAGCCUCUCCCAGGCCAGCCACGCUGUGGCUGCCAUGCCGAGUGGGGACCGUGUGGCCGUCAGUGUGUCAGGCCACGUGGAAGUGUACAACAUGGAAGGCAGCCUGGCCACCCGGUUCAUCCCUGGGGGCAAGGCCAACAGGGGCCUGCGGGCACUGGUGUUCCUGACCACCAGCCCCCAGGGCAAUUUUGUGGGGUCCGACUGGCAGCAGAACAGCGUGGUGGUCUGUGAUGGUCUGGGUCAGGUGAUUGGUGAGUACCGGGGGCCAGGCCUGCAUGGCUGCCAGCCAGGCUCUGUGUCCGUGGAUAAGAAAGGCUACAUCUUCCUGACCCUUCGCGAGGUCAACAAGGUGGUGAUCCUGGAUCCAAAGGGGUCACUGCUCGGCGACUUCCUGACGGCCUAUCAUGGCCUGGAAAAGCCUAGGGUGACCACCAUGGUGGACGGCAGGCACCUGGUUGUGUCUCUCAGUAACGGGACCAUUCAUGUCUUUCGGGUCCGCUCUCCUGAUAGUUAAAGGGCUAGGACAGGAGAGGGG